CAAAACCCACAUCCUUUUUGUUUUGCUAUAUAUUGCAUAGUGAACAGAGCAGAACAGCAGCUAUUAACCAUGGGAGCUUUCUUUACCUUGUCAGCCUCUGCUGCUGUCAUCCUCCUAGUAAUUCCUGGAGGUUUAUGUGUGGAUAUAAUUGGAGGAACUGCAGUAAAACCACACUCAAGACCAUUCAUGGCCCUAAUCAUAGGAAAGAAAGAUGAACUUAUUUGUGGAGGAGCUUUGAUCAAGCCAAACUGGGUGUUAACAGCUGCCCACUGUCCUGUGGAAAACGGCAGAGUCAAAGUUAUUCUUGGAGCUCAUUCAAUAAAAAGAAAAGAAAAAGAAAAACAGUUUUUUAAGGUUGCAAAAAAAAUUCAACAUCCAUGCUACUGGCCAGGAAGUUGGGAACAUGACCUUAUGCUGCUGCAGCUCAACAGAAGAGCAAAAAUUAACAUCGCUGUGAAACCCAUUGACCUGCCUACCUCAGAUGGUGAUCCCAAGCCAGGAACAGUUUGUAGAGUAGCAGGAUGGGGACAAACUCAAAAUAAAAAUUCUUCUGAAACCCUGAUGGAAGUCAACGUCACUGUCAUCAGCAGAGAAACCUGCAAUAGCGCAAAAUAUUAUGGGAACAACCCUACUAUAACAGACAGGAUGAUAUGUGCAGGGUCUGAGAAAGGCAACAGGGACGCGUGUGGGGGGGAUUCAGGUGGACCUUUAAUAUGCAAAAAUGUGAUGAGAGGCAUCACCUCAUUUGGGAAAAAAAAUAAGUGUGGUGCUAUUGGUGCCCCAGGUGUCUACACCCGCCUCACAAAGCAAUACGUUCAGUGGAUAAAGAAAACCAUAGGGGGAGACUUAUAGACUGGCUUUUGACCAAGCAAAUUCCUACUUUGUACUUGCAUAACAAAAUCUAGUUUUGAAAUAUACUUUUAAAACAGCUUUGUCUUACGGGUAACAAUGAUAUUCCCAUGCAGCUAUUCCCAUGCUGAAUUUUAUAGCUCGAUGCCCUUGUAGAUGAAGUAGCAUACGCUUAUUUUCAGGACAGAUGUCAUUUUAAUAGGGCCACAACACAGAACACUUUGUGCAAACAGCAUUUGUAGCUAACGCUACCAUGGAGUCUGUCUGUGACUCAGGCUUCCAAUGUCCUUGUGUUGCAUGUUCAAACUGAGCCCUGCCUGGAUGAGUGUAUCUGACCAAGCAUCUCAUCCAGCCAUUUGUGUCCUCACUGCACGCCGACUAUAUACUGCUCUCUUCUCUAUCUUGAUUUCUGCCAAUAACCCUAAGAGCUAAUGAGAUGCUGGGAACAACUCCAGACACCUGAAAAACUUGUUAGUUAUUUGGCAGAAAAUCUCCUGAUUGUAUAGGUAUAGAGGACUGCUGAACUUCAGAAAAUUAAUUUUCAACCACUAUUUAGUUGGACUUCUAACUGUGGGAUUUAAGAACUAUUUCCUAACUUUCAUGUGUGUGAAGCUUCGAUACCUCAUCCCUUCAUGUAAUCUGCAUUUAAUAAAGAAACAGCAAUAAAAC
Oxyura jamaicensis (ruddy duck) is the source of this 1518-nucleotide messenger RNA. Its product is annotated as granzyme A-like. Lineage: Eukaryota; Metazoa; Chordata; Aves; Anseriformes; Anatidae. Gene Ontology annotation, biological process: proteolysis. The coding region runs from base 70 to 852 and encodes 260 amino acids. The transcript is spliced from 5 exons. The record is from RefSeq and is a predicted model, not a curated record. Gene Ontology annotation, molecular function: serine-type endopeptidase activity.